AUGGGUUCUUCAGACGAUGGUUAUGAUGACCCAUUUGCUGGAAUUUACGAGCCAUUUUCUGGGUUAAAUGAGAUGGAUUUCGAGCUGCACGGGAUUUACAUGGAUCAUGAACAAGAGCAAGAGUUUGUAUCAAGGCUUGAUAAAUGUAAGGAUCUAUUUCUUAACAUUCUACUUAAUAACGAGAACAUUAGAAAUUCAGGUAUGACCGAUGAAGUAAAAGCUCGAGAGUAUCAUGGUAAUGAUUUACAAAAAGAGAUGGGGAGCAAAGGAAGUAGUGACGAACAACUACACAAUACAUCAUCCAAACAUUAG
Molecule: messenger RNA, 312 nt
Organism: Lactuca saligna
Lineage: Eukaryota; Viridiplantae; Streptophyta; Magnoliopsida; Asterales; Asteraceae
Source: the annotation of a GenBank genome assembly